Molecule: messenger RNA, 4784 nt
Organism: Dendroctonus ponderosae (mountain pine beetle)
Lineage: Eukaryota; Metazoa; Arthropoda; Insecta; Coleoptera; Curculionidae
Product: polyhomeotic-proximal chromatin protein
Exons: 20
Coding region: 450-4028 (1192 amino acids)
Cellular component (GO): nucleus
Molecular function (GO): protein binding; zinc ion binding
Source: RefSeq, a predicted model, not a curated record
GAAAGUCGGCGGGAUGUAGAAGGCGAGCACUCGCCAUCGCACAAAAGCGCUAAAGAAGGUCACAACAGCUGCCGAACAAACUUGUUUCCCAUUCGCUUGGAUGUCAGACAAGGGAAACCCUCGAAAUUAAUAUGGACGUCGCCCCCGUCGACCCGCACAGCCUCGCAAUAUGCCAAAAUGGUGGGGCAUCGGACGCGGUGAUUGGCCGGCGCCGUAGCCCUCACUGCUCAACUCCCAAAGAGUGAGCAGAAGUUCAAAUCGCAAACAGCACCAAUAGUUUGUAGAGUAGUGUUAUGGUGGACGCAGCGUGAACACGUUUUAACCGGUUUAGAAGGAGAGUGAAAAAGUAAAACCCCACUGGAAGACUUUCCACAUAGUGAGCCGCUUGCCCGCUUUAUUUCCUUUAAUGACGUUGCUUUCAGUUAUUUUCUGUUGGAUUUUGUUGUGAUAUGGAACGUAGUAGAAGUUACGGGUUUUUUACGAAAAGAUCUCAACACUACGACAGCUUGCAGCAGCAGCAACAGGCCACAGAAAGCCAAAAGCAGCCCUUAAAGGACUCAACUAACACCUCCCCCAAGGUCCAGAAGUUGGUCAGCAACGAAGAAGGGCGUACUAGUAAUAGCACAGAGCCAUCAUCGACCCAAGACAGCGAUUCCAACCAGCAAAGUCGAUCUCUUCAGUGUUUAGAAACCCUCGCGCAAAAGGCGGGUAUUCAUGAUAUUACCGCAGACGAUUGCAAGUAUGAUGUGGCCAACACGUUGUUAAACUUGGACCGGGGACACGAAUUUAUUAAGCAGAGCGUAGACGCUGGGAUGUCGGCAACCAUGGCAGAUCUCAAUAAGCAGCAGCAGCAAAUGGCCGAAGCCAACGCCCAGGCUGUUCAGCAACAGCAAAAUCAGCAACAGGAACAACAACAGCAGCAGCAGCAGCAGCAGCAGCAACAGCAACAACAGCAGCAAUUCCAGCAACAGCUUCAGCAAAAGCAGCAGCAGCAGCAACAACAACAACAACAACAACAGCAGCAGCAGCAGCAUCAGCAAUUAGUUCAAGCUCAAAGCCCGCACUUGCAGCAAGUGACGGUCAACGCUCAAGGUCAACAGUGCAUUCAAACGACGACCAACAUGGGCCCUCCCCAGCAGGCUCAACAUGCCCAAGUGCAGCAGCAAGUGGCUCAACAGAGCCAGCAGGUUCAGAUCCAGACGCAAGGCGGUCAAGUGCUGGCUGCUCCUCAAUCUGGCAGCACCACCAUUACGACCAUGUCGCCGUUGCAGCAAAGCCAGCAGGCGACGCAUCCUCAGCAGGUUGAUUGGGGCCAAGGACGAGUGCAAGUGAUUCAUCAGCCGACCCAAAACCCCAUGUAUCUGCAACAGAUCUAUAAUCCACAAGGCCAGUUGCUGAUGCCUGGAAACAUUGCGUUGCACCCCAGCAUAAAUCCGCAACAAAUCCAGGUGAUCACAAAGCCGUUCCAAGGCAAUCAAAUCAGUGCGCCCCACAUGAUCACAGCCGCACAGGGCAAGCAGGUGAUACAGGGUAGUCAGGCCACCACUUUUCCCGGAUAUGCCACAAUUCCAACCAUUCCUACCACCCAAAAUCAGCAGACGUUGGUGUUUAGCCAGUUGGGGGUGAUUAGCUCUCAACCGAACAUCCUGCCGAACCAUUCAGGGCAAGGAAAUGCCCAAGUUGCCCAGCAGAAGCCGCACGAAAUGCAAAAGGUAAUGGGCACGCAAAAAGUUCAAAUGCAAAAGGUCGCAAGUAGUACGGGGGCCGUAGUUCAGUCUCAACCCCAACAGGGCCAAUGCGUUCAAGUGUCGCAAGCCAUGAUCGGAACGCAACCCACUGCCCAAAUUAUCAGUCCGAUACAACCUGGAGGCCAACCCAUGCAGCUGACAAACAGUUUUCCGUGGCAAUUUACGGCCAAUGGGAUUCCGCAAGUGUGGGCCACCAAUGGAUUGCAAUCUCAAGCCCUUCUGACCCACAAUCCAAUUUUCAUCAGGGGAACUCAAGCCGAUGGCACUCCCGGCAUGUUCAUCCAGCAAAAUCCCCAGACCAUUCAAACUCAACAGAAUCAAGCCAUCGCAACCCAAGCAACUGUUACACAGGCAGCCAAACAAAACAGGCCGAUUAAUGAAAAUAUUCAGCCUAAACAGGCCAAUCGGCCUCUGAAUAUACUUCCGUCCAACGCUACAAUCCGACCAGCCAGUUCGGUCUCUACGCAAACUAUAAGUGCUCAAACGCCGACAUAUUCAUUGCAGACGAUGGGCAAUAAAGCUGCACCGAAGAUCCGACAGUCUAAGACGCCGCAAAUUCGAUCGCCCGCCCCUAAAGCGGAUGCCGCCAAUCAAACUCCGAUGAAGUCUUACACGAAUCUGCAACCACAUCACAUUAUCGGCAACAAUUAUGGAUCUUGCAGAAUGGUGGUGAUGAACACCUCGACCGGAAUGGCUACCCAAAUGACCCCCAACUCUCCGAUGACGCCCGAUAAAUUGGUGAACCAGCAGAACAAGCAGCAACAAAAUCAGCCGGUGAAUGUUAAUCAACAAUUGGCCGAAGUGGUCAUGCAACAACAGGUAUUGAAGAAGGAAGAAAUGCAAUUGCAACAAACUUUACAACAAACACUUCAACAGUUUCAAAUACAUCAAAACCAGCAGUCCCAGCAACAAAUCCAGGCGAAGCCCAUGAUGACUCUUCAAGCGAUCCAAGGCAUCCCGCAGCAACAAAUCCAAAUGGGGGGCGACCGCUCGCUUAUUCCAGUCCAACAAGUGCAGCAGCAGCUGCAGCAGCAGAUUCCAUGUUCAAUCCAACAAGGAAUCCCGUUGCAGCCCAACUUGGUUACUCAGGCAAUGAACAUGCAACAGAUUCACCCUCAACAGCUUGCACAGAUGGCAUCACAGGGCACCAUUUUGACCGGUCAAAUUCAACAACAAGGUGGAACCCACACUGUGCUGCCCCAAGUUGUCAACCAAAACGGACAGCAAAUGCCGCAACUUCAACAUAUUACAGUGUCUGCAGCCUCACACCAACAUCAACCUCACCAGACGCAGCAACUCCAACCGCAACUGGUUCCUUUACCGCCUGUGGUACCAGCCGUUACUGAAAAAGACAAUAGUGCCAGCUUAUUACAGGAAGCACUUUCACCUACCCAAGCGAUGCCCGUCACCACGACAGCUGCUGUGCUUAAAGAGAGCGGUUCAUCGGAUGGAAAUUCAGUCGAAGCAAAGGAAAGUUUGCCUGGACAAGAUUCUAAGCAGUGUUCCACCGGUGUGGAUGCCGUCGCUUCCCUGCACAUUCCGAAUGCUGGGACGGUACCUAAUCAACCAACUACAUCCGAAAUGUCCAUGCCUAUUGCUACUACGGCUGAGGAAGUGAAAGAGAGGUGUCCACCAAAGGCAAUGGUUAAGCCUCAGGUAAGCAAAGUUUUAACCCAUGUGAUCGAGGACUUCGUGAUCCAGGAGUCUUCCGAACCUUUUCCUGUUUCACGAAGUGGCAUGGUUGGCGACCUGAAGCGGGCGCAUUCAACCAAUGAUCAAGAUGACGAUAUUUCACGUAAGAAGCAGUCCAUGUCCCCCAACAGUUUAUCUCCGAGAGGAGACAUGGCGAAAUGUGAGGCCUGCGGUGUGGUUGAUCUCAAGUCAAAGUUCAAGAAGAAUAAGAGAUUCUGUUCAGUUGCUUGCUCGAAGAGUGGGAAGAGUAAGGACGAUAAGAAGAAAUCUGAGAAAGUGGAACCGAUGAAUGUUGACAACAGUAAAGCGGAAAGUACCAGUCCAUCUGGAGCUGAUGACGACAAUACUCCGAAAGUAGAUCCGCUUAAGUGGGGCGUACAAGAAGUGUUUGAAUUUAUCAGAAGUCUUCCCGGCUGUUCAGAUUACGCUGAAGAUUUCCUGAUUCAAGAAAUCGACGGUCAAGCACUUUUAUUGCUCAAAGAGGACCAUUUGAUGACAGCGAUGUCGAUGAAACUGGGCCCUGCAUUAAAAAUCGUUGCAAAAAUCGACGAUAUGCGAAUAGAUAAGGAACCGCCUAAGCCUGCUUAAGUGACCUGCGUUUAGGUACUUAUUUAGAAUUUACUUUGCGCCUUUUUUGGUACUUUGGACAUUCAUUUUAUCGUCUGGAGAGCCAUAGUUUUGAAUAUUAGUUUACGUCGAUGUUGUCAUGUUAUACAUUACAAAUCAUGUGGCCAAUAGAAGCGACUUUCUCGCCUUGGUUUGUGGUGGCCAAACAUGGUUGUUUUUACAAUUAGGUCGAUUAUCGAAUGUUUACGUCAAAGUGUAAUCGGUGCUCGUUCUUCGCAACAUCGACCGGUUUGUAAAUAUUUUUGUCUAUUCAGAUCUGAUUUUGAUAUAACGAGGAAAUGAUGCCGAUAAAUAGCAUAUUUUGGUUUGUGAAAAGCUCCAUUCUUGUACAAAUGUAAAAUAAAUAAUGUAGAAUACACAGAAUUAUUGAUAUUGCACACUGCAUUAUUUUAAUUCAUGAGUUGAUUUCCAGGCCAAAUGCGCUGAGAGAAAACAAUUCAACUAGAUCAGUGUAUUUAUUUUAUCUAGACUGGAAUGUUUUAGUUACCCAAUGCAGAUAGCGUGAUUUUAAUCAUCAUACUUGACCAAUGAUAAGGACUGUAUCUAUUUUGAUAAAAGGGCUAAGGUGUACUGUGUUUAAUGUCACAGGAAAUGAUUUCCAUCAUUAUUAUGUGCAAUUUUUGAAGUUUUCCUUUUCGUGGAAAAGACACAAAUUUUGAAAAUUUGUUAUUAUAAAUACUGCCACUAAAGAUAAUACAUUUGUAAUUUAUAUAUAAA